This is a messenger RNA of Nannospalax galili (Upper Galilee mountains blind mole rat), 984 nucleotides long. RefSeq names its product peroxisome proliferator activated receptor gamma (gene Pparg). The record is from RefSeq and is a predicted model, not a curated record. Gene Ontology annotation, molecular function: nuclear receptor activity; RNA polymerase II cis-regulatory region sequence-specific DNA binding. The coding region runs from base 1 to 801 and encodes 266 amino acids. Gene Ontology annotation, biological process: positive regulation of transcription by RNA polymerase II; cell differentiation; hormone-mediated signaling pathway. Gene Ontology annotation, cellular component: nucleus. Lineage: Eukaryota; Metazoa; Chordata; Mammalia; Rodentia; Spalacidae. The transcript has 3 exons.
AUGACAGGUGUGAUCUUAACUGUCGGAUCCACAAAAAAAGUAGAAAUAAAUGUCAGUACUGUCGGUUUCAGAAGUGCCUUGCUGUGGGAAUGUCUCAUAAUGCCAUUUGUCAUCUAUGACAUGAAUUCCUUAAUGAUGGGAGAAGAUAAAAUCAAGUUCAAACACAUCACCCCCCUGCAGGAGCAGAGCAAAGAAGUGGCCAUUCGCAUUUUCCAGGGGUGCCAAUUUCGUUCCGUGGAAGCCGUGCAGGAGAUCACAGAGUAUGCCAAAAGUAUCCCCGGCUUUGUAAACCUUGACUUGAAUGACCAAGUAACUCUGCUCAAGUAUGGUGUCCAUGAGAUCAUCUACACAAUGCUGGCCUCCCUGAUGAAUAAAGAUGGGGUUCUCAUAUCAGAGGGCCAAGGGUUCAUGACCAGGGAGUUCCUCAAGAGCCUACGGAAGCCCUUUGGUGACUUUAUGGAGCCCAAGUUUGAGUUUGCUGUGAAGUUCAAUGCACUGGAAUUAGAUGACAGCGACUUGGCCAUAUUUAUAGCUGUCAUUAUUCUCAGUGGAGACCGCCCAGGCUUGCUCAACGUGAAACCCAUUGAGGACAUCCAGGACAACCUGCUGCAGGCCCUGGAACUCCAACUCAAGCUGAACCACCCUGAGUCCUCACAGCUGUUUGCCAAGCUGCUCCAGAAAAUGACAGACCUCAGACAGAUCGUCACGGAGCAUGUGCAGCUAUUGCACGUGAUCAAGAAGACUGAGACGGACAUGAGCCUGCACCCCCUGCUGCAGGAGAUCUACAAGGACUUAUAUUAGCAGAAAAGUCCAGCCGCUGAUAGCACAUUCCUUCUUCUAAUUGCACUAUUACUUUGAGGGAAAAUCUGACACCUAAGAAAUUUACUGUGAAAAAGCAUUUUAAAAACAAAAGGUUUUAAAAUAUGAUUUAUUUUAUGCAUAUUGUUUAUAAAAAUACAUUUACAAUUUACUUUUAAUAUUAAA